Molecule: messenger RNA, 264 nt
Organism: Ambispora leptoticha
Lineage: Eukaryota; Fungi; Glomeromycota; Glomeromycetes; Archaeosporales; Ambisporaceae
Source: the annotation of a GenBank genome assembly
AAAUAGAAGUGUCGGUAUAUCGGGUUGAAGUAGAAUCUCAGAAUGAGGGUCAAAAUGAUCAGGUUUAUCAAGAAGUAUUAAGAGUAUUAAAGCCUGACCCACCUACACAUAUUAUUAAAGACAUUCGGCCGUAUAAAAACAUUGAAUUUACUGAAGACUGGAUUAAAUACGACAACCAGAAGUGUACCUGGUAUUAUAUCGAACAUAUUAGUAGCCGUUUUAGUCAAAAAACCAAAGGGAAGCAUUUAUCACGUGAUUGGAAAG